Molecule: messenger RNA, 1158 nt
Organism: Plasmodium relictum
Lineage: Eukaryota; Apicomplexa; Aconoidasida; Haemosporida; Plasmodiidae
Product: sphingomyelin phosphodiesterase, putative
Exons: 1
Coding region: 1-1158 (385 amino acids)
Molecular function (GO): sphingomyelin phosphodiesterase activity
Source: RefSeq, a predicted model, not a curated record
AUGAUUUCAUUAGAAACAUUAAGAAAAGAUAAAUUAACUAUCAUGUCAUAUAAUAUUCAAAUGUUAUCUAUUCCUUUUAGUAUACAUUUAAACAGUUGGAUGAGAAGAAAUGCAAUAAUUGAAUAUAUCAGUGCCCUUGAUGAUUUAUAUAAUAUUGAUAUAUUAGUACUAAAUGAAGUUUUUACAAAGAAGAUUUUUGAAUUAUUAACAAGUGGAGAAAUGAAAAAGAGAUUUCCAUAUCAUACAAAUGUAGUAGGAAAAAGUUAUAAAAGCAAUUCGUGUUAUAAUGCUGAUGUUUUAUAUGACAAAGAAAAAGAUACGUCUUUAAGUUCAAGUGAUUUAAGUAAGAAUGAAGAAACCACUUCCUUUUUAACGCCAAAUGUAAGAGAUAAUAUGAUAAAGAUACAAGAAAAACUAAUUAAAAAUAAGAAUAAUAAAAAUGAAAAAGAAAUUUAUGAUAAUAUAAAUCUCUCAAAUUUUGAUACUAUCACUGGGAAUGCUAAAUUUUAUCAGCUUUUCAAUGGGGGUGUAAUAGUUUUAUCAAAACACAAAAUUUUACAAAAACAUGCAUUAAUAUAUUCCUGUAGCAAAUUUCCUGAUAUAUUUUGCUCAAAGGGAGCUAUAUAUUUAAAAUGUCAUGUAAAAAAUAAAAUAAUUAAUGUUAUAGCAACUCAUUUACAAGCUGGUGAUAAAAUAGAACAUCAAAAUUCUAGACUACAGCAGUUGAGUGAAUUAUGUAAAUGGGUUUACGAGGGUAUUCCAAGUAAUUUUAUUAAGAAAUAUGAACCUUUAUUUUUUGUUGGUGACCUUAAUAUCAGAUAUGAUGUUGAUAAAUUAUUUUUAGAAAAAGUUUUAUCAAAACAUUUUUUAAAUAGUUAUAUUACAAAAGAAUCAUUAGAAACAACUUUUGAUACCUUCUUAAAUGAUUAUUGUAGAUAUAUAGAAAAUGAUUACACUUAUAAAUAUAAACAUACAUUAGAUUAUAUAUUAGUUUCUAAUGAUUCUGAUAUUAAAGUUAUUGUUCCCCAAACAGCUAUUCAAGAUAAUUUUAGAUCCUUGUUUUUCAUAAAAUUCUUUUUGGGAUUUAUACCUUAUAAAACUACAUAUAUACAUCACCCUAGUGAUCAUUUUCCUAUAUAUGCAACAUUUAAAAUUUAA